Molecule: messenger RNA, 3530 nt
Organism: Phycodurus eques (leafy seadragon)
Lineage: Eukaryota; Metazoa; Chordata; Actinopteri; Syngnathiformes; Syngnathidae
Gene: tm2d3
Product: TM2 domain containing 3
Exons: 6
Coding region: 46-825 (259 amino acids)
Source: RefSeq, a predicted model, not a curated record
AGGAGGAAAGAGGACGUAACGAGGAAGACGAGAAGCAAGCGACAAAUGGCUUGUCAACAGUGGCGACCUGACCGCGGACGAUGCAUCAGAACCUACGGAAUCGUUCUCCUUUUGUCGACGAACAAUUUCCUGCAGUGUGUCAACGGGUACCUGAGUUCCUCGCACGUUGGCCAGGAGCCUCCGUACACCAGAGAUGCCCAGCCAGGCUCGGUCAUCACCAGCCCGGAGGUGCCUGCUGCAGCCUCAGCUUCUUCCACUGAUGAGGAGAGCUACGCCUCCAAAUGUCCCAGUGGGGGGCUGUGCAGUCGAUUGCCCGCUGACUGCAUACAAUGCAAUUACCAGCACAAUUGCACCUACGGGAAACCAACCUCCUUUUCCUGUAAACCCAAAAAGGGCGUUCACUGUGUUGGAGAGUCGGGCCAGCAGCAAAGCAACUUGUCUCUUUCUGUCACCUGUCAGUUUUGCUGGCAGCUGGACGCAACGCAGUACCGCUGCUCCAACUCCACCAACUGCAUGACUGUGGCCUGCCCCCGGCAGCGCUACAACGCCACUUGCAACGUCUUGGAGCAUGUGCACUGUUUAGGUAAAAGGCGUUUUCAGAAGCGUUUGUAUUGUAACUGGACCGGAGGAUACAAGUGGUCCACGGCGUUGGUGCUCAGCAUCACCCUCGGUGGUUUUGGGGCAGACCGCUUUUACCUGGGCCAGUGGAGAGAGGGUCUAGGCAAGCUGUUCAGCUUCGGAGGUCUUGGCAUUUGGACUUUGAUAGACGUGCUUCUCAUCGCCGUGGGUUACGUGGGCCCGGCAGAUGGUUCUCUCUACAUCUAAAAAAAGACAUAGGAGAGGAUGUUUCAGGCACGGCUCGUGCGCCAAGGACUGAUGAUCUCCCGAUACCACUUUCUCAGCACCGCCCCGGCAUUCCCAUCUGCUAAGACGCAGGAAGUGUUUUCACGCCUCGUACCCGAGGAUGACUGCGCACACACAAACACAAAGACAAGCGGCGGCUCAAUCCCAAUCAGUCUCCUCUGGCGUGAGCGAGCAGAUGGAGCACUGUACCCGGCAAUUAAGUCCUGAUGGGAACUCGCUCUUUGAAAAGAGCCGCUGAGAUUAUCUCGGACCGCCACAGCAGUGGUUGGUUUUCUCUCACUGAAGGCUGAUUGAGACGCCAUCAGGUGACAAGUUGAGGAAUACAAUGAGUCUCAACUGUACAACUAUAAUCCCUGGCCCCCCCGAGUAAUAUACAGUAUUGUAAUAAAAGGUCUCCACUAAGGCUGCGUUAUUUUAGGACCCUUUCACACUGCCUGUGAAAUUGUAUUUUGUUUACUGUUUCCUGUGUCGAUUUUUCUGUAUUACUGGCAUUGACACGCGAUGGUGGUAUGAGGCAAUUUUCCAGCUUUGGAGGUCGUAUCAGAGCCAUAACUGUAAGAAAAUUACACUAAUGAUCACUUUGUUGUAGUAAAAGAUUAAGCUCUUUUCACUCUGCUCAUAAAAUAAGAUUUUUUAUCAGGUUUUUCCAUAUAAAUUACACUGACCCGCAAUAGGGGUGCAAAGGUAACUCAUCGAUUUUCUGGCUUCGGAGGUAGUAUCAGGACGGUAAGAAGUUCAGACCACAACUGUAAGAGCAUUAAACCAAGGAUUGCUGUCCUGUCCUGUAUUAUAGUAAAAUGUAGACCCUGUUUCACACUACCAGUAGGAACUGGAAUUUUCUUAAUCUCCCCCCCUGUAUAAAUAAGGCAAAUGCCGAAUGGGGAUACGAAGUCUACCUGACAAUCUUCCAUCUUCAGAGGUAGAAUUAGAGUCAUCAAAAAAGUUCAGGCUGCAACUGUAAGAAUAUUACACAGAGGAGGAAUUAAUUCUUAGUAAAACGUUAUGUCCCUUUAACUGCUUUUUCCAAAUAAGUGACGGCGACACAGAUUGGGAGUAUAAAGUCGACAGGGCAAUUUUACGAUCGGAUCCGUAACAUAAGUUCAGGCUGCACCUGUAAGAACAUUUCCUCAAGUGAUCUAUUGGGAUAGAAUUGUAAGCAUGGACAUCGUCCAAGGCUGAAUAUUCUUAAGCCCCUUUUUCAGUCCUUGUAAACAUUUAUUUUCAUGACCGUUCCUAUAUUGCUGUUCUGUAUUAAUGACAUUGAUGUGAAAUGGGGGUUGUCAAGAUGACAGACUAAUUUCCUCUUUCACCACUUGCAUAUAAGGGCAUUCCGCUGUGCCAGGAGCAGGGUGUGAAGUUUUAACACCUGCCGCUUACCAGGGAGGCUCUGGGACAGUACACACGUUUGCGGCAAGCCUUUUUCGCUGGAUUUUACGUAAAAGGCAAAGCUGGAUAAAUACCGACUCCGAUGCGGCAAUUUUAAGGGAUCUGUGUGUGUGAAAGGGCGUCUAAUUUGAAUCAGCAUGUUGCAUAGACUUGACUAAGACUUUUCGGGUAGUUUUUUACAUUAUUCAGCUCACUGAAAUGCGGACUAGCAAUGUAAACUAAACGUCCAUAAUGUCGGUAAAAGGUUGAGUGUGUAUAGAAACGCAUUACGGGUCUGGAGCUGUCAUCACUUCGGUGCAAUGGAGCCAACAUUAUCUUCUCUUACUGUGUGUUUGUGCGUAUAUGACCGCUAAUGUCGCAAUUCCUGUGUUGCCCUGAAGUGACUGACAGGAUCAUAGGGUUGGACGAAGAAAUGACAUCAUAAGCAAGUGCAUCAGAAUCAGCUUUAUAGGCCAAGUUUGUUGCAAGACACAAUGAAUUUGUCUCCAGUAGUUGGAACCACUCUAGUAUAACAACAAACAGCCCAUAUGGCGAAAUAUACAUUUAGGACAUAAAAAACACCAGUGGGGAGAAUCAUUGAGCAAAUGAAAGUACCACUAGUGUGGUGAUGCUGACAUAAUGGCAAUUGUCCAAAUGAUUCAGAUUCAUCAAGCAGUUAGAGCAGUUUAAAAGUGACUAAUAUGCACUGCUCUGGUUCAGUGAUGAUUGUGCAAACGGUGCAGAGAAUUCUCAAAAACGAGUGAUAACAACAGGAUGCAAAUAGUGCAGCGUGAUAAAACAGUGAGUGUAUGAAUAAUGUAGAAUUGUCGUAACAGGGAUGUGCAAAAUUGGCAGCAUGUUACAAUGAAAUUGUAAGUUAACUGUUUUAAGAGGUUAAUGGCAAGAGGGGCAUAAACUGUUGGAAUAUCUGCUUGUUUUGGUUUGCAUUGUUUGAUAGCGCCUCCCUCAGGGAAGGAGCUGGAAUAGGUGGUCACCAGGAUGUGGAGGGUCCAAGAGGGUUUUGCAUGCCCUUGUUUUAGUCCUGUUAGCAUGCAAUUCCUCAAGAGUGGGUAGGUGGGUACCAAAUGUUUUUUUCGGCAGCCUUGACUGUCCGUUACAGUCUUUCUGUCAAACCAGACUGUGAUGGAUGAACACAUUCAGAGCAUUAAUCCUCUCUCUUGCUGUAGGACCUUUUCUUGCCAUGUGUGCAAUGUGCAGUUCAUGUUCAUGUGUACUUUGUUUUUUUUAAAAACACCGUAAAUGAAAUUUUUUGUUGUGUAAAUAAAAGUCAUGAAAUGCAA